Molecule: messenger RNA, 2208 nt
Organism: Oppia nitens
Lineage: Eukaryota; Metazoa; Arthropoda; Arachnida; Sarcoptiformes; Oppiidae
Exons: 2
Coding region: 52-1452 (466 amino acids)
Biological process (GO): SCF-dependent proteasomal ubiquitin-dependent protein catabolic process
Cellular component (GO): SCF ubiquitin ligase complex
Molecular function (GO): protein binding
Source: RefSeq, a predicted model, not a curated record
AAUGACAUUAUUAUACAGUAAUAUCUGUGAGUAACUGUCAUCCAGUUAUCCAUGGAUUCAAUCAAUGAUAACAAAGAUCUUAUUAAUCACUAUCUUAACGAUCAUUUGUUUCUUAAUGUCUUAGAGUUGAUUCCCAUAACACAACUGUUUAAUCUAAGACUUGUUUGUCAAAGAUUCAAACGAUUAGUUGAUUAUCAGUUGACUUUUAGAAGAUGUAUCGCCAUAGCCAUCAAUAUUGGAUGUGAUGACAAUACUAAUGAUGAAGACGAUGAUGAAUAUGACUCGAAAUGUGAUUGCAAUGAUUACAGACAUCGGUUCACAACAAAUGAUUGCUUAUAUAAGAGCUGUCGACAAGUGAAAGACGGCUCAAGAACUUUGUAUGUUUUAAACGACAAUCAAUUGAUCCAAUUGUUCACAUUUUGUCCUAAUAUCAAAGCUCUGAGUCUUGAGUCGACAAUUAUUGACAGAAAUGUUUGGCAACACUUCCGCGACAAUUGUCCCAAAGGUGUCCAACACAUAGACUUUUCCAAUUCUCAGGGUUUGAUCGAUGAGGUGAUCCGUUUCAUUGUUAUCACUACCGGUCAGACACUUCAACACAUCAUUCUUAAUGAUAGCGAUAUUAGUGAAUCAACUCUUGAAUUUAUUUUGAAAAACUGUCCAAAACUUGAGGUUUUAAACGUCAGUAAAAAUGUUAGGAUUACUGGUCUUUGUUUUGGACUUUUACCACAAUCUAUCAAAAGACUUGUUUUAAAUAACUGUUGGAAUCUAAGUCUUGAAGCAAUUAAGUGUAUUGUCACUGGAAGUGCUAAAUGUCUAACGAAUUUAGAGAUCAAUGGAGAGUUCAUCGACAACAAGAUUGUGUCUGAAAUUUGUGAAAAUUUAUUUAAUUUACAGAUUUUGGAGAUCGACUGUUCAAACAUUGAAGACAAACAUACUUUACAUAAGUUAUCCAAUUUAAGACAUUUGGAGGAAUUGAAUCUUUUUUUACCAUCAAUUAAAUUUGAUUAUAUAUUGUGUGAUAUUUUGAAAAAUAAUUAUUAUCUAAAAAAACUAAGUCUUGACGGCGCUAUUGUUACCGAUUACUCGAUUCAGUUUUUGCCACAAUUUUGUCCACAUCUUGAAUACCUAUCGAUUGCAUUUGAAGAAUUGAUUAUCAAUAAUAAAAUUAGUGAUAAUUGUUGCGAAUCAUUGGCUAAACUUAAUAAUUUACAACAUUUGGAUUUACAAUACACUAAAAUUGGUGAUAAACUGAUUCAAGUGAUAACUGAUUGUCCAAAUAUAUUGACCGUUGAGAUAGAAGGCUGCAAACAAGUGACCAACAAAUUGAUUGAUUGUAUGAUUGAUAUCGCAAAACAAAGACCUAAUAAAUCAUUGACUCUCUUUGCCCGCGAAACUCAUUUAAAUGAACCUGAAGUCCAAAUUCCCGAUAACUUACAACUAAUUUUAAAUUAAUUAUUUUUUGCGCAAAAUUCAAUCAACACUCAUUUAAUUGAUUACAUGAGAAAAACUCGAAGAAAUGGCUACAAAAGAUCCGAAAUCAACUGAGACCACAAAGAAAGAAGAAACCAUAACUAAAGCACCAGAAACUCCCAAAGAUCCGCUUCAAGAGUUUAAAAGACGCUCAAGAAUUGAUUCGUUGGGAUGUAUUGUCUUCAUUGGUCUCUUAUCAUUCAUCUUUCUCGACACUUCUUACCUUAACCUUAACAUUGGUGGCAAUGCUUCAGGAGUUCAGGUGUCAUCCUAUUGGCACAAACUUGAGCUCGUCUUAUGCUACCAAUCACUGAGCACUGCAUGGCUUCUAUUUAACAUGUUUUACGUAAUCUCCCGGCGCUGUAAAACUCAAAACCCCGACCCAUUGGAAGCAAGUCGGGACCCGAAAGUACAAGAGGCCAACCAAAUGUUUCGUAACUCAUUUGAGCAGUUCUUGUUGUCGGUCUUCGCUCAGAUCAUUUCCAUCAGUUUCAUCGACAAGAGUAUCCUAAUUAAGCUGAUCCCAUUGAUUAACGUAUUGUUCAUAACUGGAAGAAUUGCAUUCUUCUUCGGUUACCCCAAACGUCGUACAUUUGGCUUCUUAUGUUCAGCUAUUCCGACCACUCUUCUCAUUAAUUACAAUCUCAUCAAAUUUAUUCAAAGUCUCUUCUUUUAAACCAAACUUUCAAACCAUAGCUAAACAGAUCACCCAUUUGUUAGAAAAGUAGUACACAUUUA